AUGCCUCUAGAGAAACUUGCAUUAGCCCUGGUCUUUGCGUCUCGGAGGCUCAGAAGAUACUUCCAAGGGCAUAAGGUCACCUUGGUCGCUGAUCAACCCCUCCAGAAAGUGCUUAGAAAACCGGAACAGUCAGGACGACUUGCUAAAUGGGCCGUAGAACUAGGAGAACACUCUCUAGAGUUCAAGCCCAGGACAGCCACGAAGGGACAGAUACUGGCUGACUUCCUAGCAGAAGUACCCGAGGACGAAAAGAGGGAACUACAAAAGUGGGAAACUUUGGAGGAAGAAGAAAGAAGGAGGGAGGACGAAGCCGUCUGGAAGUUGUUCACUGAUGGAACAUCCAGUGAAGAAGGGAAUGGUGCAGGCAUCACGUUGAUAAGCCCCGAUGGGGUUGAACUGACAUAUGCUAUAAGGCUGGAUUUCGAAAACACCAACAAUACCGCCGAAUAUGAAGCCCUCCUAGCAGGGAUGAGAUUGGCACAGAAGAUGAAAGCAAAACACGUGGAGGCUAUUACCGAUUCACAGUUGGUAGUGAAGCAGUAUCAGGGGGAAUAUGAAGCAAAGGAUAGCAUCAUGGCUCGGUAUGUGGCAAAAGUUAAAGAGACAGCCAAGGCAUUCAGAACUUUCAAACUGGAAUACAUCCCUCGAGGGAAGAACAGGAAAUCUGAUGCACUCAGCAAGUUAGCUUCAGUAGCAUUCGACCACCUCGCGAAGGAGGUCAAAGUAGAGGUCCUGACAUCCCCCUCCCUGGACGUAACGGAAGUAGCCACAAUCGAAGGUUCCCAAGAAACAUGGAUGACUCCAAUUGUUAAAUUCCUCCGGGACGGGACCUUACCUGAGGGGGAGUGGUCGGCCAGAAAGGUAAGAGUCAAAGCCCUACAAUAUGAACUGAUUGGGGAAGAGCUAUACCGAAGGUCGUACCUGGGUCCGUCCCUAAAGUGCAUAGACAUGGAAGAAGCCGAAUAUGUGAUCAGGGAAAUGCACGAGGGAAUCUGUGGAAUGCACUCAGGACUAAGAACGGUUGUAAGAAGGGCAAUGAAUGCAGGAUUCUACUGGCCACGAAUGUACGAGACGACAUCUGAAGAAAUCAAGAAGUGUGAUAACUGCCAAGUACAUGCACCAAUGACCCAUCAGCAUAAACACCCUAUGGUCCCAGUCUCGACAUCUUGGCCAUUCCAAAAAUAG
Molecule: messenger RNA, 1185 nt
Organism: Helianthus annuus (common sunflower)
Lineage: Eukaryota; Viridiplantae; Streptophyta; Magnoliopsida; Asterales; Asteraceae
Exons: 1
Coding region: 1-1185 (394 amino acids)
Molecular function (GO): nucleic acid binding; RNA-DNA hybrid ribonuclease activity
Source: RefSeq, a predicted model, not a curated record